Molecule: messenger RNA, 4261 nt
Organism: Octodon degus (degu)
Lineage: Eukaryota; Metazoa; Chordata; Mammalia; Rodentia; Octodontidae
Gene: Pdzd8
Product: PDZ domain containing 8
Exons: 5
Coding region: 245-3715 (1156 amino acids)
Biological process (GO): mitochondrial calcium ion homeostasis
Cellular component (GO): mitochondria-associated endoplasmic reticulum membrane contact site
Molecular function (GO): protein binding; lipid binding
Source: RefSeq, a predicted model, not a curated record
UCCCGCCCUCCGCCCCCGCCGCCGCCACACAGGUUACCCUCCCGAGCGUCUGUGGAGGCGCGGGCCGCCUCAGGCUCCGGCGAGGCAGCGACCCGACCUCGGCCGCCGUUCGAGGCCCAGGCAGCCACUCGCCUCUACCCCAGCGCCCGAUGUCCUCAAGAUGGAGGCAGCGGGGGCGGGGGCGUGAAGAGGGCGGUGCUGUGGGCGCGGAGGACCCGGCGGCCCGGGCGGCGGCAGUGGCGGGAUGGGGCUGCUGCUCAUGAUCCUGGCGUCGGCCGUGCUGGGCUCCUUCCUCACGCUCCUCACCCAGUUCCUGCUGCUGUACCGCAGGCAGCCCGAGCCACCGCCGGACGAGGCAGCGCGCGCGGGCGACGGCUUCCGGUACCUCAAGCCGGUGCCCGGCCUGCCCCUCCGGGAGUACCUCUAUGGCGGCGGCGGCGGGGCUGAGGAGCCCGCCGGGGGCUCGGCGGAGGGCGCUGCGACCCCAACCCCGACCUCGGGCCCCGAGACCCCCGCCCCGCCGACGCGGGAGACCUGCUACUUCCUCAACGCCACCAUCCUGUUCCUGUUCCGGGAGCUGCGGGACACGGCGCUGACCCGCCGCUGGGUCACCAAGAAGAUUAAGGUGGAGUUCGAGGAGCUGCUGCAAACCAAGACGGCCGGGCGCCUGCUGGAGGGGCUGAGCCUGCGGGAUGUGUUCCUGGGCGACACGGUGCCCUUUAUCAAGACCAUACGCCUUGUCCGGCCGGUCGUGGCCUCGGCCACCGGGGAACCCGACGCUCCGGAGGGGGAGACCCUGCCCGCCGCCUGCCCGGAGGAGCUGGCCUUCGAGGCGGAGGUGGAGUACAACGGGGGCUUCCACCUGGCCAUCGACGUGGACCUGGUUUUCGGCAAGUCCGCCUACCUCUUCGUCAAGCUGUCCCGCGUGGUGGGCAGGUUGCGCUUCGUCUUCACGCGCGUGCCCUUCACCCACUGGUUCUUCUCCUUCGUGGAGGAUCCGCUGAUCGACUUCGAGGUGCGCUCCCAGUUUGAAGGGCGGCCCAUGCCCCAGCUCACCUCCAUCAUCGUCAACCAGCUCAAGAAAGUCAUCAAGCGCAAGCACACCCUACCCAAUUACAAGAUCAGGUUUAAGCCAUUUUUUCCAUACCAAACAUUGCAAGGAUUUGAAGAAGAUGAAGAGCAUAUUCACAUACAACAUUGGGCACUUACUGAAGGCCGUCUUAAAGUUACAUUGUUGGAAUGCAGCAGGUUACUCAUUUUUGGAUCCUAUGACAGAGAGGCAAAUAUUCACUGUACACUUGAAUUGAGCAGUAGUGUUUGGGAAGAAAAACAAAGAAGUUCUAUUAAGACGGUUGAAUUAAUAAAAGGAAAUUUACAAAGUGUUGGACUUACACUCCGUCUUGUUCAGUCAACUGAUGGGUGUGCUGGCCAUGUCAUCAUUGAAACUGUGGCCCCAAACUCACCGGCUGCAAUUGCAGAUCUUCAGCGGGGAGAUCGCCUCAUUGCUAUUGGAGGUGUGAAAAUUACCUCGACACUACAAGUGUUGAAGCUUAUCAAGCAGGCUGGUGACCGAGUUCUGGUGUACUAUGAAAGGCCCGUUGGCCAGAGUAAUCAAGGUGUGGUGCUACAAGAUAAUUUUGGCCAGUUAGAAGAAAACUUUUUGUCAAGCUCAUGCCAACCAAGUUAUGAAGAGGAAGCAGCAGGAUUGGCAGUAGAUACUGAAAACAGAGACCUGGAUUCUGAAUAUGAAGACUUGGCAAGUGAUGUCAGAGUACAAAAUGAGCUCAAAGAUGAGGCACAGUCAUUAAGUCAGAGUCCCAAACGGACUCCAACAACACUUUCUAUUAAACCCCUUGGCGCUAUAUCACCAGUUUUAAACCGUAAAGUAGUUGCAGGAAGUCACCCACCACCACCAAAAAUGCCAUCCAAAGAAGGAACUAAACCGUUGGCCCUAAAAACUUCUGAAGUAACAGAGCCAGUACAAGUGUCAAAACCCACCCAAGGAUCCACUUUCAAACCACCUGUGCCACCGAGACCACAAGUGAAAGUUCCUUUGCCUUGUGCUGAUACUCCAAAUCAGGCAGAACCAGAUGGUCUUGUUGAAAAGCCAGAGAAGGUGCUGCUUCCUACUCCAGUAGACAAGUCUGCUGAAAAGCAGGUGAAAAAUGUAGAUCAUGUAGAAGAUUUGAGCACAUCUAAGCAGUUUUUAGCAAAGCAAGAAGUGGCUAAAGAUUUUACUUCAGAAAGUUCCUGCCCUACCAAAGACAACACAGAUGAUCGUCAGACAUGGGAAUCAUCAGAAAUUCUUUAUCGUAAUAAGCUAGGAAAAUGGACAAGAACCAGAGCAUCCUGUUUGUUUGACAUAGAAUCCUGCCACAGGUACCUAAACAUUGCACUGUGGUGUAGGGAUCCUUUCAAGUUGGGGGGUCUCACCUGUUUGGGGCAUGUUAGUUUAAAACUUGAAGAUGUGGCCUUGGGAUGCCUAGCUACAUCCAACAUGGAAUACCUUUCCAAAUUCAGGCUGGAAGCUCCUGCACCUAAGGCCAUGGUCACUAGAACUGCUCUACGCAAUCUGAGUAUGCAGAAGGGCUUCAAUGACAAGUUUUGCUAUGGUGACAUUACUGUUCACUUCAAGUAUUUGAAGGAAGGAGAACCAGACCACAAUAUAGUUACUAAUGUAGAAAAAGAAAAAGAACCCCACUUAGUUGAAGAAGUUUCUACCCUCUCUAAAGAGGAGCACCUUAUUGGACAGAUGAGCUCCCCAGAAAAUAAGCAUAGUUUCCAGGAUACUCAAUUCCAAAACCCAACCUGGUGUGAUUACUGUAAGAAAAAAGUUUGGACAAAAGCUGCCUCCCAGUGUAUGUUGUGUGCUUAUGUUUGCCAUAAAAAAUGUCAAGAGAAAUGUCUGGCUGAGACUCCUCUGUGUGGAGCAACUGAGAGACGGAUAGACCGGACUCUAAAAAACCUUAGGCUGGAAGGCCAGGAGCCCCUCUUAGGCCUGCCUCCUCGUGUUGAUGCUGAAGCUAGUAAGUCAGUCAAUAAAACAACAGGUUUGACAAGGCACAUUAUCAAUACUAGCUCUCGCUUGCUAAAUUUGCGUCAAGUCUCUAAAACUCGCUUUUCUGAACCUGGGACUGAUCUUGUCGAGCCCUCACCAAAACACACGCCCAACACAUCUGAUAAUGAAGGCAGUGACACAGAGGUUUGUGGUCCAAACAGUCCUUCCAAACGGGGAAACAGUACAGGAAUGAAGUUAACAAGAAAGGAAGGUGGGCUGGAUGACAGUGUUUUUAUUGCAGUUAAAGAAAUUGGCCGUGAUCUGUACAGGGGCUUGCCUACAGAGGAAAGGAUCCAGAAGCUAGAAUUUAUGUUGGAUAAACUGCAGAAUGAAAUUGAUCAAGAGUUGGAACACAACAAUUCCCUUGUUAGAGAAGAAAAGGAGACAACUGAUACAAGGAAAAAAUCACUUCUGUCUGCUGCUUUGGCUAAGUCAGGUGAAAGACUACAAGCUCUAACACUGCUAAUGAUCCACUACAGAGCAGGCAUUGAAGACAUUGAAACUUUAGAAAGUCUGUCUUUAGACCAGCCCUCAAAAAAAAUAAGCAAAUACACAGACGAUGCGGAAGACCUCGAUAGUGAGAUCAGCCAACUGAUAGACUCUCAGCCAUUCAGCAGCAUCUCAGAUGACUUAUUUGGCCCGACUGAGUCUGUGUAAUGAUGGGGAGAAAGAUGUGUCUAAGUUAUAACAGAACUACAUUUCAGUCCUCUUGUAAUGCACCUUGGCCUGCUUCUUCACAGUUAUUUGCUUGUGUAAGAAAGAAUGAAAAAGGUUUUCUAGCAAAAACAAGACCAGCUCACUAAAUCAGUUGUUUCAGAUUGCAUUUAUAGCUAGGCUUUUUUGGAUUUAUACUGGGAAUUUAUUUUUACUAAUUUAUUUUUAACUUUUUCUAAUUAUGUAAUUAUGUAAGCUAACUUUUCAUGUUUACGUAUGUGUGAUGUCUCACUGUUCUUCCUUCGUGUUCCUUCUGCAUUAAUGUUACAUAGGAUAUAGCCCAGAUUCUUGAAAUACUUUUAUUUCCAUCACGGUUGUUAACAACAAAUUUGCUGCAUGCCCAAAUUGACAAAAUCAGUCAUUGGGGGAAUAGGUUGUGAAGCUUUUGUGUUAUGUUUUGAGAUUUGGGGGGUUGCUUUUUGUUUUUGCCAAAUGUAAAAUGAAACCAGAUGCUGCAGCUUUAGUCUGUUAUGCUGAUUUAGUAAAAAA